AUGGCAAUGGAGAAAUCAAUUUUUGAUUCUCUAAUUAGCAAAGAGGAAACAUUGUUAAAGAGUUUAUUAAUAUUAUCAAUCAAUGGAGUUUAUAUCUCCAUAGAUCAAUUAUUAAAUUACUUUAGUAGGGUAAACUCGAUCAUAGUCUCUUCCAAUCAAGAUUAUAUUAAUUCAAUAGAGUAUGAUUAUAAUGAAAGAGGGAAUUUAAGUUUUGGAUUAUUACCAUCAGAUUUAGAGGAAUUAGAAUUUCAAUAUGAAUUCAGUGCAACAUUAAAUGAAAACUCAAUACCAAAUACAGUAAAAACAAUUAUUUUUAGUGAAUCAUUUAAUCAAGCAUUAAAUAAAAAUAUAAUUCCUCAAUCAGUAACAAGUAUUAAAUUUGGUGAUGAAUUUGACCAACCAUUUGUAAAUAAUAAAAUAUCAACUAAUUGUAAAGAUGAUGAUGAUGAUGAAGGUACAUUUAAUAAAGAAAGUUUGGUACCUGAAGCAAUUAAACAUUUAGAGUUUGGUAAUGGAUUUUCACAAGAUAUUAAAAUUAUUGAUCAAUUAUAUUCAAAGAAUUCAUUAAAAUCAUUAAUAUUGGAGAAUGAUUAUGGAGGUGUGAUUGAGUAUGGGGCAAUACCAAAUUCAGUAACUACACUUUCCAGAGAAUUUAAUUCAGAAAUGAAUUCCAGAGAUUUUAAUGCUAAAAAAGAUAUUGGAGGGUCAAUAACAUCGAUUCAAUUUGAUAAUUACUUCAAUCAAAAUCUCACUUCACUUACAAUGGGUUCAAGUUAUGAUAAAGAAUUUAAUGAAAAUUCAUUACCAAAGCAAUUGAAGGUAUUGAUUUUGGGAAAUCGGUUUAAUAGAAAACUUAAUAAAGAAAUGAUACCAUCAACACUUGAAUCAAUAAAGUUUGGUGCAAAGUUUAAUCAAACAUUACCAAAUGAUUUAUUUUUACAUACAAAUUUAAAAUCAUUAGUAUUAGGUUCUGAAUAUGAUAAACCAUUUCCACUCUCAGCUAUACCUUCAAAAUCAAUAACUCAUUUAGAAUUGUCUAGUAUUAAAGGAGAAUUACCAGAUCUUUCAAAUUUCCAUUCACUUCAAUCAUUAUAUUUAGGUUUUUUUGAAAAGAAAAUACCAAUUGGUCAUUUACCUCCAAAUAUUACCUCUUUAACAUUUGGUCCAAAAUAUAAAAAUAUAUCAUUUGAACCAAAUUUACUUCCAAAUAAAUUAAAAAAAUUAAUAAUUAAGAAUCAACGUUUUUAUCAAGAUCAAACAACUCUCUCAAAUUCUUUACCAAUUUCAUUAGAAUCAAUUUAUAUUUCAAUUGAAAAUACUGAAUUUAUUAAUAAAUUAACAAGUGAUUUCGUUUCAAAAUUUAUUAGAUUUUAUUAA
Messenger RNA from Dictyostelium discoideum AX4, 1377 nucleotides. RefSeq lists its product as hypothetical. The coding region runs from base 1 to 1377 and encodes 458 amino acids. Lineage: Eukaryota; Evosea; Eumycetozoa; Dictyosteliales; Dictyosteliaceae. The record is from RefSeq and is a predicted model, not a curated record. The transcript has 3 exons.